AUGAAUUCUAGAGUAUACGGUGUCCUGAUUUCGUUCUUGUUCCGUUUAAUCUUUUACUGGGCAAGUGGUACCACGGAAGAAAGACAUCCCGUAUCGAACGGAUUUCUGGGCUAUAGAACAACUUUGACGUUUCAAAAAUAUUGUGUUUGUAAAAUUUCUUAUUCUUGCUCCUGCUGUCAAAGUGUUGUCAUUUUAUACAACAAGGCGGAAAAGAAUCUUUGCGUUAAUUUUACUUAUCAAAGAAACGGAUUGAAUAUCGACGUGAUGUUAAAUUUUGAUACAUUAAGAGCCAGUACAAUUACUGAUUAUAAGCCAUUAAAAUUUUGUACCAACAUACCAAGAUGUUACUUCUCGUACGCAUGUAUAAAUGUAUUGGAACUCAAUAAAUUUCCUAGAUCGAUCACUGCUUGCCUUCGUUUGGAUAUUUUAUCUAAGAAACGGCUUUGGCAAUUAAAUUACGAUUGUGUCAGCAUAUCAACCGAGUUGCCUACAGUACCAGGUAACGGAACGACAGCAAUGAAUGGAACUACAGGAAUGGGUGGAAUGUCCACGACGAUGAAGACUGGAAUGACAUCAACAAUGGCUAGUAGUCAAACGACAAAGGCCACGACGAAGAUGACAACUGUAGUGGAAACUGAAGAGACUACUACGCCAAAUGAUGUAGAAGUAAUAACCGUACCAGGAACUAAGACAACGAUCGUGGAUAUCGAUUAA
Messenger RNA from Eufriesea mexicana, 714 nucleotides. RefSeq lists its product as uncharacterized. Lineage: Eukaryota; Metazoa; Arthropoda; Insecta; Hymenoptera; Apidae. The record is from RefSeq and is a predicted model, not a curated record. The transcript is spliced from 4 exons. The coding region runs from base 1 to 714 and encodes 237 amino acids.